Messenger RNA from Anopheles coluzzii, 5779 nucleotides. RefSeq lists its product as uncharacterized. NCBI's taxonomy places the organism in Eukaryota, Metazoa, Arthropoda, Insecta, Diptera, Culicidae. The transcript has 2 exons. The coding region runs from base 502 to 1128 and encodes 208 amino acids. The record is from RefSeq and is a predicted model, not a curated record.
CCAACAUCUGCCUAUCGAUUCGAUCACUCUGGCAAAGUAAUUAAUAUUUUCAAUCAAGCAAUAGGUGUCAUUUUCGUGGUCGGCCUUAGUAUCUGUGUAAUUGAUGCGUGCUAUCGACUCGGCAUGUAUCAUGUAUGGCGUAUAACCCUACAGAUUGCCUUUUAAUUGCUUUAUCUGCGUCCGGCGGUGUGCAGUUUAUACUUGUAGAUGAAGAAAACAAAAAAUGAUUAAUCGAAUGAAACUAACAGUAAAUAAAACACUCUAAAUUAUCUGUACAUCCACCCUCCCUUUCGUCUAAAUUGUGUUUAUAAAUAUCUGUCACGGUUACGUGGAUUCAUUCAAAAUGUAUAGAUAAAAGAACAUGUCUCUGUCAGAAACAGUGUUUAUCGAAUAAUCUAUGCACGCCGCUUGUACAUAGCAUCGAUAAAACAAUGUCCACCGUCAGGCAGCACAAAUACGCCAGUUGCAUACAAACAGCUGCCGACAGUAGCACAGAUCACGAUGAACGCAGCAACGACCUUGCUCGUUCUGCUUGCUUACCUGACGGGGACGGAAGCUGCGAAACCGGAACGGGUGAGUUUACUGUACAAUCUAGCGACCAUUUUAUUACAUUUUAAACCCCCCUUCGAUUGCUUUGCUUCGCUUCAGAUGCUUAUUAUGCUGACCAACGCGGAAGUUACGGCCACCACGCGCUACUUGAACGCAUCCGUCGCGCUGACCCGAUACCCAAAAGCGCCCUUUUCUACGUUUGACUUGAUCGUUAAUUUCCUCGAGAAGCUCAACACACUAACGCUUCAGUCGCGCUACUCCGUCCGUACGGGAAUGAUGGAGAACGUACUGUACGAAAGUACGAUUGACCUUUGUGCAUUUCUGCACCGCCCGAACGAGCGCUUCGUGAAGAUGGUUUUUGAUAGCCUCAAGCGGCACGGCCGAGUGCUUACCAGCUGUCCAGUGCAACCUUUGCAGCUCCAUUUCCGCAAUACCACCCUUAACCACGUGCGGCUCCCGGUGUAUCUGCCCCAAACGAACUUUAAGCUGGCGGUGAAGUGCUGGACAGGACCGGAGAAAACACUGAUCUUUGACAGCCGAUGGUACGGUCGACUGAAAAGAGUACCAAUUGACGAUUAAACAAGAUCCAGCAGGCUAUGGUCUUUAUGUCCGAUGCAUUUCAAUCACAAGCAAACGUGAUUGAGAGUGCAGGUAGCGGACACCGGGGUGUAACAUCUUUAAACAUUCGCUCUUAAAUGUCACACGGGGUUUCAAAUUAAACACACGCAAUGCGCAAUCGGAAUAAAACUGUCACUUCGUUUAACGUUACUGUCUAGACUAACUGAACAUGAUCGUUAACAUAGUCUGAAAUGAGUAGGAGGAUCAUUAACGGGGAUUGACCCUAUCAUAUCAUAUCCAAAGUACUUAAAGAUUGUGGUUAAAGUAGCCUGACCCUAUCAUAUAACAUCCAAAGUACUUGAAGAUUUUAAGCACAAUCUAAUAAAAAAUCUAAUGUGAAUUUUAUAGAUCUUGAUCUUGAAGAUCUACAAUAAAAUGUAUACAAGAGCAUACAUUUUUGUACAUGUCGGUGAUGAUUACACUCUUAUCUCUUUCAUGCUACACAACCAAUAGUUUCUAUCUGGAUUGAUGUAACAUUCAGUGCAGAUCUUGUACCGUUAUAUGGCAAGGUACCCUACGAAUGUUCCAUUCCAAUCGGUCUCAACAUGAACUUUGGUAUGAUCACUGCCCAAUUGAUACAGCAAGCGUUUUACGGCCGGACAGGAUUGCAAAUAAAUAUAGUUAUUCUUAUUACCUUUACGGCACUAUUCAAUUAAUCGUCAAGCUUAUCAACUGUACUGAUCGCACAUUUAGGGAGUAUGUUUCCCUGCAUUUAAGCAUCACCGAUAGGCUCAGUGCCGAUAACGCUAUAUUCACAAUAUCAUGUAUAUAGCACAUGCUCGUUCGUAGUCACCAGUCCAAUGUAUUUCUACUAUCGAAGACUGCUGCUCAAUCUGCUCCUAGCUCUUGAUGCAGUAAGAGUGAUCGUAUCCCUAAGCGGUUACAGGCUUACACCCUUCAUAACACACGUGCAACUAACCGACAAUCCAAAGUACAUGAACAUAACAAUAACGAUUACCACCACAGAGGAGGAAAAUCUCAUCGAUAUCGAUAUGAACGUGAUUCAACCGCUUCACAAUCCUCAGGUAAUAUUCGUAAACAUCACUACUGACAAUCGUUACAUACUCUACGUACUCUUCCUCCACUACCAGGCAAUCGUUGUCCUGUUCCUCGAUAUAGCGUCUGGUGCGUUCCAGACACCUUUCUAUAAUCAAACCAUCAACAUCUGCAGUCUGCUGAGACAUCCCGAUAAGCAUCGUCUGCUGCAAAUCGUGUAUCGGGUUAUGAAAAAGCAUGGGAACGUACCCAGCGGAUGUCCCAUCCCGGUGGGUCUUUACAAAUAUCGUGAUAUACACACGGCCCUGGUCCGACUGCCGGCGUUUUUUGGCCGAGCAGACUUUAUGGUGGAAGCAAUCGGGCUCAUCGGUACGGGUAAGGUUCGCACGUUUGAGGGACGCUGCUACGGCCACAUUCGCGGUGUCAAAUGCAGCUCUGCGAGUCGAUGCUGAUUGCUCGAACGCCCGAUGGUAGGCUAUAAAUCAGUAGCUCUCACGAACCAUGUGCAACAAGACUAGAAAUUAAGAAAUGAAUAAAUAAAAUGGUCUACUAAGAGAAUUCUAGCCGCGUUCGAGAGGAAGAUGCUCAGAAGGAUACUUGGCCCCGUAUGUGUGGAAGGACAAUGGAGGAGCCGAUAUAAUGACGAGCUAUACGAGAUGUACGGCGACCUCACUGUCGUACAUCGUAUUAAGCUCGCCAGGCUCCGGUGGGCUGGCCAUGUUGUACGCAUGGAAACGGACGACCCAGCCCGUAAAGUCUUUUUAGGCCGUCCACAAGGACAGAGGAGGCGUGGUAGGCCCAAAUUGAGGUGGCAAGAUGGCGUGGAGGCGUCCGCCAUUAAGGCCGGGAUAACGGACUGGCAGACGAAGGCGCGAGACCGUGAGCGGUUUCGGACACUCCUGAGGCAGGCCAAGACCGCAAAGCGGUUGUAGCGCCGGAUAAGUAAGUAAGUAAGUAACUAAGAGAAUUCAAUAAGCAACCAUUGUUAGAUAUUGCGUUGGAAAUUCAGCUCUUGUAGGCAGCGCAAAUACAUGGUAUUUCUCGUACGGAAUUCUACAUCAAUGGCAUUAGACCACGUCAUCUAGAUCAGAGCGAGAGAUGAUAGAUUGAGAGUUCAAAAGCAAAAAGCUUUGAGACAAGUGUGAAAGUGUUUGAUUAUCAUCUUCUACACAAAUUCAUACAUUAUACAAAUUCUUUUUUUGUAUUUUAAUCUCCUAAUUUGCCUUCAUUUCCCCCAGUUGGAUAAUAACUACUGCAGCAAUAUUACUGCUGAAAUCAAUCAUCACUGAAGGAUUCGUAAUUGUCCAGAAAUUACUGCUAGAACUGCCCGAUAAUCUGGCCGAACGACUACCCCCUGCGAAUUAAAGUAGUACCGUCAAACCAUAGUGUAAUUUCGAACCAAUCCAAUGUCUUUGUUUCAUCGCAGUCUGUUCUAUCUACUCCUAGUGCUCAAUGCAGCCUCUAUGAUCGUGGCCCUGCCUGGGUACAAGCUGACACCAUUUAUUACACGCGUACAAAUGACGAGUAAUUUAAAGUACCUAAACCUUACGGCACAAGUUAAAUCCUCGUCAAAUGAAAACCACAUCGAUAUUGACAUGAAUGUCAUCCAACCGCUUGCAAACCCUCGUGUAAAAUUUAGUCUGACCAGGUGAAAUUUGACCGCACUAACGUGCCCCGAUUUAUCUCCCUUUACCACAGAUAUCCAUUGUCCUCUGGCUUAAUUUAGGAGCUGGUGCGAUUCAAGCACCUUUCUACAACCAAACGAUCAACGUGUGCACCAUCAUCCGCAGCCCGGAAACGCAUCGUCUGGUGCAGAUCGUCUAUCGGGAGAUGAAGCGCCACGGAAACAUGCCGCUCGGUUGCCCGAUAGCGGUCGAUGUCUACAAGUUUCGCAACGUUACCACCGGACAGAUGCGUUUGCCAGCAUUUUUUGGCAGGGCAGACUUCAUGCUGGAUGUCAACGGUUUGCUAGGAAGCGCUAAUAUACGUACGUUCGACAGCCGCUGGUAUGGGUUCAUUAACGGCAUCAAAUGUACCUCAACUAGCCGUUGCUGAACUGGUGCGAACUGAUGAAUCUAUAUAGAUGGAAUCGGGAAUAGAUAAUAAAGAAGCUUCCAACUCCCUACGGGGACCGCCGUUGGGAAGUUCAUAGCAAACAGUUCUCGUGUUUCAAGAGGCUGUGCUAUAGGUAAGUAACCACAAUUCAGUCGAGAGUUGAAAUAGCGACCUUGAGCUAUCAUGGUAGUGUCAUUGCCGUGUGUCUUAAACCUAUGUUGAUUAUUUUUGAUCAUUCAUAGCGGGAUAGUUAAUCGUACGCACUUUCCAUGUGUGGUUUGAACCAAUAACGGGCAUAUUGUUAAGUCGUACGAGUUGACGACUAUACCACAGGAUCGACUCUGGUAAUGAGUAAUGAGCAAUGGUAAUGAGUCUAUUAUAUACCUAAAUCUGUUGGACUUGAAGAGCGAUCUGUUAUCAAGCACUGUUUCACAGUGAUCGAUAAACAAACAUAUCAGCUUCAUCAGGGAAAAACAAAUUUAUACUGAUAAAACUAAUAGUAUCAAUUAGUAUCACAUUUAGCGCUCAUUAUUAUUUAAAAGACGCUUAGUUAAACCUUUAUUUCAAUAUCAUUUGCGGUAGCAUUUUACGGUCUUCUGUCAUCCAUGAAAUGUCGUCAUCCUGCAGCGCGAUUUUACUGGGCAUCUGGGUGUUUGGUUCUCGAAAUGAAAACUCGCAAAAUCAUUAGAAAAUACGUCAAAACAACUCAAUCACCGAUGGUGUAUUAGUACACAUGUUCCCAAAAUUCCACGUGCCAUGUAUUUAAGCGACAAUUAAUUUCACAUUUGCCACGUGCAAGUGCCAUUGUUUUUUCUUCACUAUCACACUCUUUGCACUUUAUAGUUGUUUUGUCCGUUGUAGAUUUUGGUUGUUUCCUUUCGACCCUGUCUGAUGUUGCUGGCGUGUAGAUGGAGCAUUCUCUUACUGUUUCUAUUGACUGGAGCGGCGCUCUCGCCCUUCGUCCGGGCGGACAACUACAUUCUCAUACCCUACUUAAGUAAGCUGGACGUUAUAGCGGACUUGAAGUACAUGGUAACAAACGCCAGCUUACAAAACACAGCCACAGAAAGUCGUAUUAACACGGAGGUAACGGUACUUAAAACGAUGCAAGACCCAUGGGUAAGUGGAGGUGCACCUUGCGUGCUACAUUUCGUCCACUGCCACUGUAUCAAUGUUUGCUUCCUUUCCCGCUAAAUAAAGUUACGAAUCGGGCUGCAGAUCGAUGUUGGCAAAGGGGCACUACUGCAGCCUCCGCUCAACAAUCGCACCUUUAGCCUGUGCAAGUUCCUGGCGAAUCCGAACCUCAACCGGCUGGUGCAGAUAGUGCAUCGGGAGCUGAAGCGUGCGGGCUACAUGCCGAACAAGUGUCCGCUACUACCCCGCCUCUACGCGUACCGUGGCGUCCGUGUGAGUGCGAUGCGUCUGCCGCCCUUUUUCGGUGAGGCGGGUUUCAUUUUCGAUCUCAUGAUUGGGAUAGGGAACGACGUUACCUACGAUUCCAGAUGGUUUGGAGCAUCGAAAAGAAUCAAGUGUACUAAGGCGAUGCGCUGCUAGUGCUAGA